Messenger RNA from Sardina pilchardus (European sardine), 2835 nucleotides. RefSeq names its product insulin-like growth factor binding protein 2a (gene igfbp2a). Gene Ontology annotation, molecular function: insulin-like growth factor II binding; insulin-like growth factor I binding. The transcript has 4 exons. Gene Ontology annotation, biological process: regulation of insulin-like growth factor receptor signaling pathway. The coding region runs from base 235 to 1065 and encodes 276 amino acids. NCBI's taxonomy places the organism in Eukaryota, Metazoa, Chordata, Actinopteri, Clupeiformes, Clupeidae. Gene Ontology annotation, cellular component: extracellular region. The record is from RefSeq and is a predicted model, not a curated record.
CAGGUUUCGGACCUGUCCCUAGAGCUGAUGCGCGUGAACUGCUGCCCCUAAGCAGUGAGCAUGCUACAGUAAGCUACAGCGUGCGACUGGCAUCUCUUGUGAUGUCAGUGAAACAGGACCGCUGAUAGGACCGUGCAGAACCUAGUGCCGAAGCUUCACCUGUUCGCAUGCACAGUCGUCUCUUACCUGAACUUCCAGCUCGGACGUGGACUGACCAACACUUUGCUCACCAUUAUGUUAUCCUACGCGGUUUGCAGCCUGGUUCUGGCGCUCGUGGCACUCCCGGGAGCGGCACUUGGUGAGAUGGUCUUCCGCUGCCCAAGCUGCACCUCCGAGCGUCUGAACGCAUGUCCGGGCAACACGGAGACUUGCGUAGAGAUUGUGCGGGAGCCUGGAUGCGGUUGCUGUCCCGUGUGCGCCCGUCAGGAAGACGAGUCUUGCGGCGUGUAUACCCCGAGAUGUGCUAGCGGCUUCCGCUGUUACCCGCAACCAGAUUCUGAAUUGCCGCUGGAGCAGCUCGUGAAAGGGCACGGGCGUUGUGGACGCAAAGUGGACACCGAUCCUACGGUGGAACGACCAGAACAAAGUGGCGAGGUGCUGGACCCCUUCGACUUGGGGCUGACGGAGGUUCCCCCAGUUAGCAAGGCCACCAAAGACAACUCAUGGGGCCCCAAGGAGGAGGCCCUCAGGAUCCACCGGCAGGGCCAGAAGGCCAAGAUGAAGUCCAACAAAGUGGAGGACCCCAAGGUGCCACGCUCUAAGCUGACCCAGUGUCAAACGGAACUGGACCAGGUCCUGGAGCGCAUCUCCAAGAUGCCCUUCAGGGACAACCGGGGCCCACUGGAGGACCUGUACGCCCUGCACAUCCCCAACUGUGACAAGAUGGGCCAGUACAACCACAAACAGUGCAAGAUGUCUGUGAAUGGACAGAGAGGUGAGUGCUGGUGUGUCAACCCUCACACUGGACGAGCAAUCCCAGAAUCCCCAGUGGUCAGAGGCGACCCCAACUGCAGCCAGUACCUCGGAGGACAAGAGAUUAACCCCCCGACUGCACCCUUGAAUUAACCCCCCAUCGCCCGCUCUGUGCCCUGUCCCUGCCCCCCCCCCCCAUCCCUCCCCACAAAGCCCACUGGAGGGCACAGCCAGGCCCAGUAGGGGCAGUGUGUCAACAUGGACGGAGGGCUGCAACUAACGAUUAUUGCCCCAAUCGAUUUAUCUGUUGUUUAUUUCCUCGAUUAACCGGUCAGUUGUUUGGUCUAUACAAUGGUGCAUAAAAAAACUGCUCAAGCUCAAGAUGAUGUUCUCAAAUGCCUUGUUUUUUUUGUCCUCACGCCAAAGAUAUUCAGUUUACUGUCAUAGAGCGCUAGUAGACCAGAAAAAUAAUUUGAAGUUUAAGAGGAUGGAAUCAGAGAAUUUAGAUUGUUUUUCACCUAAAAAUGACUCAAACUGAUUUCAUCAAUUACCAAAAUAGUUGGCGAACAGUAAAAUAAUAAUCGAUUCAUUGUUGCAGCAUUACAAGAAAGUGAGCUGUACAGAUAUAUGUAUUUGUGUGAGUGGCUGUAGACAUUUUGUUUUCAUCUAAAGUGUUCAACUGAUCGUUGCCAAAUAUGUAUCUUAGUGUGUGGUGUUUAAUUAGAAGUAGGAUACAGGCAAGCUUCUAAGCAUCUUUAGACACUUAGAAGGUUCUAGAUCUUUUAGUACACCAUACAACAAAUCCAGUAUACCAUCAUCUAUGCCAAUUAGCUGAGCAUGGGGUUUUUGGUAAUUAGAGUCUGUUUGUUUGUUGUAUCUUACUAAAUAUAGAGUGAGUUAGCUGAAUAUGUGUUGUUGCUCAGCACAGAAGAGCUUGUUCAGUUGGCAAUGUUUUCAGUUCUUUAGACAUUGUUUGAUAUAAAAAGCCAUUUUUUUUAACAGGGAUUGUAAGCUACAAAGACUCCUUGGGGCUCCCAAAAUGAUUUUGAGUUAAAGGACUAACAUGAAAUGUGUUUAACAUUAGAUCCCUGGUAACCCUCUCUAACAUAGAGAGACCUCACUUUUUUAACACAUUAACAAUGUCGUAGUUUAAUGUUAAAACUGUAAUCCAUUCCUGACUGGAAAUAUGGUUUACCAUUCACAACCGGAAGGUGCUUUGAAAUAUAAUUGUUAUUUGACUACACAAAGUAUGUGUUAUAAAAAAUAUGCACUGACAAAAUGUCUGUUUCAUGCAAGAUGUUACUGUCUGCAGUGGUGCUUUCUGCCACCUGGUGGUCAUUUUUGACAAGGUGGUCAGGGUUCACAGUAGUGCUCUGACCAACAGGACAACCACAGGUGGCUAUUCCAAAUGGUCUGCACACUAUGUUUUUGUUUGCUGAUUUGGGUUGAAAUAAUUAAGGAUUAAGAGAGCAGGUCGGUAUGACCAGUACCUUCUACUCUCUUCAUAAUCAUUAGCACUCAGCCUCCUUGUAAAUCGGUUUAUUACACACUGACACGUUUACAACAGACAUGGCAAUUUGAGGCGGCUCCCAUCAAACUUAACAUAAUAUAAUUUGUGUUGUUAACGUGUCUCUGUACCCCAGUUAUUGACAAAAAUGCUCCUCCUAACUCUGUACUUUUGACUGGUAGGCUACUCCUCUCCGGAAUGAGCUUUCUUGUGUUUCAGACAAAUUCUUCCUCAGAAUGUGUUUAUUUUUUUUUGUUUUGUUUUGUUUAGCAGCUCUUGCCAUACGUUCUCAGCCCUCCAUAUAAUCUGUUCUGGUUCUGUUGAAGCUCAUUGUGUCUUCAGUGUACAAUAUGCAUACAUUACAAAAUACUCUCCAGUCAUGUCUUACAGUAUUAUAUUAAACACAUAUUAAACCA